Molecule: messenger RNA, 732 nt
Organism: Helobdella robusta
Lineage: Eukaryota; Metazoa; Annelida; Clitellata; Rhynchobdellida; Glossiphoniidae
Exons: 3
Coding region: 1-732 (243 amino acids)
Source: RefSeq, a predicted model, not a curated record
AUGUUGUUGAAGUUUGUUAUUUUCAUCCUGCCUCUCUAUUUUGACCAAUCCACCUCGAAAAAAAUAAAAUGUGUCGCUUGUGCCAAAAAUUUAAAAGUCGGCAACUGGAAAAACCUCAAUUUGGACGAGGAACCAUGCUUCGGUGAUGGAAGGCAUGUAACUGAAUGUCAAGCUGAACGAUGCGCUUUCUUUCUUUCCAUAAAAAAGAAAAAUAAAACCUUAGGCUUUUGGAGGCUCUGCAUGAAUCGCACUAACACGGGUCCAGAUGAUCUGAACUACGUUGGCUCGGACAAGACCGAUUUAGUCAUUCAGAAGUUCAGUUCGAAAGCAUUUGGGAACUGUGGCACAGCUAAUGAAGUGAUCGGAGACCUUAAAGUAUCUCCAGACCGAAAAUUCACAAAACAGGGGAAAGAAUUUUACGAAAAAGUCAUUGGAAGUUGGACGAAGGAUGCUUGCAAGUCCCGAAAGGAUAAAAAUUCCAGUGGUUACUCUGAUGACGCUAGUGAUGAAAUGGGAAAGAAUAAAAAAAAGAAAACUGACAGCGAUGAAGAUAAUGGCCACAAUUCUAAAGGUAAAAAUAGCAAGGAGAACCAUUACAAUGAAGAAGACGAAGAAGACGACGAUGAUAAAGAUAAUAACAAACGAGACAAUAACAGUGCAGAUUCAGAUGAAAACGAAAGUAAUAACGAUGAUGGCGAACACGAUAAUGAACAACAGCCAGAUGGAAGAUGA